Messenger RNA from Umbelopsis ramanniana AG, 6813 nucleotides. RefSeq lists its product as uncharacterized. The record is from RefSeq and is a predicted model, not a curated record. The transcript is spliced from 5 exons. Lineage: Eukaryota; Fungi; Mucoromycota; Umbelopsidomycetes; Umbelopsidales; Umbelopsidaceae. Bases 412 to 6459 code for a protein of 2015 amino acids. Gene Ontology annotation, cellular component: cell septum; myosin complex; cell periphery. Gene Ontology annotation, molecular function: cytoskeletal motor activity; chitin synthase activity; ATP binding.
GAAGAUCAAGACUAAUGUCGUGAAGCGGUAAGUGAUCCGAAGACACCGAGGACAUAGAUCUCACGUUCUGUGUGGACCUUCGGAGUCUCUUUUUUACAUAGAACCUGUUUACGACGCUGAUGUUUCACCUUUUUAUAUUUUCACGGGGAUCAGCAUCAGCAAGGAGCAAAUCUCAUACGGCAAAGAAUUGGAAUCUCAGCAAAAGCGAAUAGAUAAGCUUAUUGCAGACGGAGCAGACGAGGCUGAUGUCCGCAAACAAAAAGAAGUAUUGGAGGAGACAGUACAGAUGAUACCUGACGUGAAACGUCGAUUGGCUGCUGCUGUUCAGGAACUCAGUACAAUGGUGGCAGAUUCAAAGUAUGCUGGCAGUGGCGAAUUGGAAGAGGCUCGACAAGUGCUGGAUGGCAUGCAAUGAUAAUAAUAAAAAGAAUUGUCUUGUUCAUUUGGAUGUUUAUUUUUGGCUUACCGUGUGUAACCAUGACCGGAAAUCUGAACAAAAAAAAAUCUUGCUUGACCCCGAUCAUUAUUGAGACGCCUUCUAGCAACUCUUUCUCUCUCUCUCUCUCUCUUGGAUUUGUUCGUUUCAGAAUGCAAGAAGACGGAAGGUCAGACUUGUCCUGUCUGCUCGGCUCCACGCCUUCAGGGCCAACUGAGGAGUCCGUAACUAGUCUGUUGCAAUCCCGCUUCAAACGGGAUCUUCCGUAUACUCGUCUAGGCCAGUCCACUCUGGUCGUUGUCAACCCCUUCAAACCUUUAGAACUUCUGAACGACGCUACCCUGAACUCCUAUGCUGAAGUAGGUUAUCGAGAUGUAUCCGGUCAAACUAUUCAGCUUCAACCCCACGUUUACGACCUAGCUACCCGUGUUUAUUUCCAUAUGCGAAGAAGCGGUGAGGAUCAAAGUAUCAUACUCAGUGGUAUUACCGGUUCGGGAAAGACGACCACCCACUCCCAUCUGCUCAGUGAGCUAUUGUUGCUGUCAACGCAUAGUAAGAAGGAGACCAAGUUACAGCAGCAGAUACACAGUGCGCAGGCCAUCUUGGAUGCUUUUGGCUGUGCUUAUACGUCUCAGAAUGUUUCAGCGUCGAAGUUUGGGAAAUUUCAGGAGCUUCAGUUUAACGAGCGUGGCCGCAUUAUCGGCGCCAAAACCUUAGCCUUUUCGUUUGACAAAUCAAGAACUACCAUUACACCCAAGGAUGAACGCUCCUAUAAUGUCUUUUAUUCACUGCUUGCUGGCACCAAUGUCGAUGAAAAGAAUGUCUUGCACCUCAACUUUGUCCCUGAACAUUUUACCUACCUUGCUCAAUCCAAAUGCAUCAAAGUCCAUGCUGUAGACGAUGAGAUCGCCUUUGGCAACCUCAAGGCAGCGUUCAAAAAGUGUGGUUUCAAAGCCAAAACAGUCAUGCAGAUUUUCCAGGUUUUGUCAGCCAUUCUUCACCUAGGAAAUCUCCAAUUCAUCGAUACCAAAGACGCUGCCAAUGGCACCCAAGAUGCUGCCUCUAUCAAGAAUAUUGAGAGUCUGGAGAUUGUGGCUAGCAUUUUAGGAAUUUCUCCUGCUAAACUAGAAAGUUGUCUCACCUACCAACUCAAGUUUAUUCGAAAAGAGCUUUGUACCGUCUUUUUGAAUGCAAGUGCCGCAGCUGAACAACGAGACGACUUCGCCCAGUCACUGUAUAAAGUACUCUUCCUUUGGAUUGUUGAACAGAUCAAUACCAAGCUUUGCUACACCGAUGCCAACGAACCUGCCAACUUCAUUGCCAUUCUUGAUCAGUUUGGGUUCCAGAAUUUCAGAGCCAAUGGUUUCGAACAGUUCUGCGUAAACUUCUCAAACGAGCGUGUACAACAAUUCAUCAUCAACGAGCGCUUCAACCACAGCAACACGUUGAACGAGAUGAUGGAGAGAGACGGUAUCAAACUUCCUCAAAUUGUGACUAUGGACAAUGCUGGCUGCCUAGAGCUGUUAUGUGGAAAGGAAAAGGACAAUACCCGUGACAAGUCUUCCAACUUGAGUCUGGGAGGUAUCAUUGGUGCCGUUGAUCGGGAAUGUGCUCGUUAUCAAACUGGCGCUACCGAUGCCACCGAUGCCAACUUGCUCCUCUCCCUACAAAAGCAAUAUGGAACCCACCCUUCUUUUGCAAAAUCUGGGCAUGCUUAUCAGUUUGGCAUCAAUCACUUCUCAGGCACUGUUCAUUAUGCUAUGGAUUCCUUCCUGGAUAAGAAUUUGGAUGCGUUGUCCCCUGACUUUGUUAACUUGUUGCGAUCAUCCAGCACCAACAAUUUCGUUUCCAGUCUAUUCCAAAGUGCGGUUGUAGCCACAGAGUCGCACCCCAAAGACGAUCGUACCAUCGUCAAGGCGCAGCUCCCCACCAAACCUGUACGUGCACCUUCUAUGAAGCGUGUCAAGCGUCGACCCACUUUGAACCCAGAAAUGGCGUCAUCUGCUAUCCCAGAAGACCAAGAACUUGACAUUGAGGAAGUUCAGCGACAAAAAGCCAUCAAAGAAGCAGAGGAAGCAUAUCAAAAUAUGCAAGUAACCACUGUAAUGGAUCAAUUGUACAUGACUCUACGGGAUUUGUUCAUGACUAUGUCAGAGACCCAACUUUACAAUGUUAUUCAUUUGCGGCCUAAUGAUGUUCAAGCUCCCGAUCAAUUCGAUACCAAACGCAUCAAGACGCAAAUUCGUUCCUUCUUGAUACCAGACCUGAUUCAUCGUUGCUGUCCUCGUGACUUUGCAAAUUAUUAUACCUUUGGCGACUUCCUUGUUCGUUAUGAAAAUCUCGUUGCAGGAUUACAAAUAGAUACCACCCGAACAGAGCAAAGCCAAGUUGAAGCCAUUUGUGCUUCCAUGGGCUGGAUUGAAACUCAAGCUUUUGUUGGACAUGAAAUGAUCUGGCUAGACUUUUCAACUUGGAAAGUGUUGGAGGACGGUCUGCGUGCUGCAGAGAAGGAAGAACGACAAAAAGCCAAAUCUGUAUCCGGACAAACCGAAGCUCAGUAUUUAUCGGCGGAAAAUAGACCUCGUAUGGCCUCUCACCACUCUACUGGUAGUCAGGAUCGAUUACUUCCUCCCAAUCGUGCCUUUGUUGAAGGCGCUGCGGCUGGUGCUGCUGUUGGUUCUUUUUACGAUGAUAGUGCCAGCUAUAUGGAUAGCGAAGACGAAUUUGCUAAUUCAGCCAGAAAGCGUGCUGAAGGCAGUCAAUGGGGUGAAGAAUCAGACUGGGGCGGCAAAGAACUUGCCGAUGCAUUUGGCCCUAAUCGUGAUAUGAGCAAAAUGAUCGAAGAUUACAGAUACCAUCAAGAAGAACACGUUGAGGAAGUCCCUAUUACUGCAACGCGGAUAUGGUGGGUCCGAUUUGUUUGGUUAAUGACCUUCUGGAUACCUACUCCAUUCCUACGAUGGUUCGGCAAAAUGAAGCGCGAAGACGUACAAAUGGCCUGGCGCGAAAAAGUCACUAUCUGUCUCCUUAUCUUCUUUUUCUCGGGUGUUGUUCUCUUUUUCAUUGUUGGUCUUAGUCCAAUUCUUUGCCCUGGUACAAGUACACUCUACUCAUCUACGGAUGUUGGUAAUCAUAAUCAAGCAACGGAUUUCUAUGUCAGUAUUGCCGGUAAAGUUUGGGAUAUCACCACUUGGAUUCCUGGCCAUACUAGUCACGGUGGCUCCGCCCAUCCUACUGCUAUCUCGGACAUGGCGUCCAUGGCCGGUACCGAUAUCUCAUAUACCUUCCCUCCCCCAAUGACUCAAGCAUGCCCUGGUCUUGUCACGAGCGAUACCGUCAAGGUUACUCCCAAUACUAGUGUUGUUUUGGGGUCUUUUGUACACACCUCUGGCAGUCAGCAAACAGAAGUGACUUUGACCACCCUCACCUCGGAAACUUGGUAUUUCCAAAGCUUUUUGCCUGAGUUCAACAAGGACUAUUUGAAGGGAGAUCUCGUUCACAAAGUUCAGGACCUUAACAGUGAUUUCAACUCAUGGUCUCGAUUGGCUGGCAUCAUUAACGGCAAAGUGUAUGAUAUCACGGAUUACAUGACAACGGCAGCAACUUGGCCAACGGGUAUUGCUGGAGUCCCCAACUAUCAUUAUCUUGACAGCACUGUUGAAGGCAUCUUCCAAAAGUUCGGCGGAGGUGAUAUGACGGAUGCAUGGAACAAGUACACAGCAGGCAUGAAUGCGACAUAUAGAGCACAGAAUCUGAACUGCCUUGACAAUGCCUUCUACAUUGGCCGUGUGGAUUACCGUGAGGACCUCCGUUGUGUCUUUGCCAACUACCUACUCCUUGCCUUUGCUUUGGUCAUGUGUUCCACGAUUCUUGUCAAGUUUUUGGCUGCUCUACAAUUCGGUGGUAAGCCUACACCAGAAGACCACGACAAGUUUGUCAUUUGUCAAGUUCCUUGUUACACUGAAGGUGAAGAAUCCAUCAAGAAAACCAUUGACUCUUUGACAGCUAUGACUUACGAUGAUAAGCGCAAAUUGCUCUUCAUCAUUGCCGAUGGUAUGGUUAUGGGAAGUGGAAACGACCGUCCUACACCACGUAUUGUGCUCGAUGUUCUCGGCCAUGACCCUAAAUUGGAUCCUGAGCCACUCAUGUUCAAGUCGAUUGGUGAAGGUAGCAAACAGCUUAACUAUGGUAAAGUUUACUCUGGUCUCUACGAAUUUGAAGGUCACGUCGUUCCCUACAUUGUGGUCGUCAAGGUCGGCAAGGCGUCUGAGCGCUCCAAACCUGGUAACCGUGGUAAACGUGACUCGCAAAUCAUCUGUAUGAACUUCUUGAACAAAGUCCACUUUGAAGCCGAAAUGACACCUCUGGAAUUGGAAAUCUAUCACCAAAUGAAAAAUGUCAUUGGUGUUAAUCCAAGCUUUUACGAAUAUGUUCUGAUGGUGGAUUCGGAUACGGAAGUCGAACCCGAUGCUCUGACUCGUAUGGUUUCUUGCAUGUUGCACGAUGGCCGUGUCAUUGGUCUCUGUGGCGAAACAAAACUGGUUAAUGAAGAUAACAGCUGGACUACCAUGAUUCAGGUCUACGAAUACUAUAUUUCUCAUCAUUUGUCAAAGGCUUUCGAAUCUCUUUUCGGAUCCGUCACGUGUCUUCCUGGAUGCUUCUGCAUGUACCGAAUUCGCACUCCCACGAAAAACACACCCUUGAUCAUUUCACCCAAGGUUAUUAAGGAAUACUCAGACAAUCAGGUCGACACUCUGCACAAGAAGAAUUUGUUGCAUCUGGGUGAAGACAGAUACCUCACUACCCUCAUGAUGAAACACUUCCCGCAAUACAAGAUGAAGUUCACUCCACAUGCCCAAUGUAAAACUGUGGCUCCCGAUCGUUGGAAGGUGUUGCUCUCUCAACGUCGUCGCUGGAUUAACUCUACGGUGCACAACUUUUUGGAAUUGGUCUUCUUGCCUGAGCUCUGCGGUUUUUGCUGUUUCUCCAUGCGAUUUGUGGUUAUCCUUGAUUUGAUCGGUACCAUGACCCUUCCUGUGAGUGUGGUGUAUUUGGUGUAUCUCAUCUAUGUCAUCGCAUCUGGUACUGGACCAUUCCCCAAAAUUGCUCUCAUCAUGCUGGCUGGUAUCUAUGCACUGCAGGCUAUCAUUUUCAUCUUGAAGCGACAAUGGCAGUACAUCGGAUGGAUGGUCAUCUAUAUUCUUGCUAUACCCAUUUUCUCCUUCUUCAUUCCAAUCUAUUCCUUCUGGCACUUUGACGAUUUCUCAUGGGGUAAUACUCGUGUGGUUAUUGGUGAUAACAAGAAGAAGCAGAUUUAUGUUGCGGAUGACGAAAAGUUUGACGACAAGAUGAUCCCCCUCAAGAAAUGGAGUACCUAUGAACAAGAGUUGUGGGAGCUGGCUUCUAGCCGAUCGGGUGAAACUGGCAUAACGCAACAGACGUAUCGCAGCCACCCAACUUUGUACAGUCGUGGACCCGCCGGAACUGUUUACAGUAGCCAUCAGGGGGCUGGAAGUCAAGAGAACUUUGACUACUACCGCGAUACCAAUCCUAUUAAUUCCGAAAAACGGGGUCGAUCUGGCAGCCCAAUGAAUCCCGGUGGACCUGGUAGUCGCUAUGCCGGAAGCGUUAUGCAAGAAGGAUCGGUGUAUGGAGAUUAUAUGAGACCGAAUGCAUCAUCUCGUGCUUACUCUGUCAAUCAGGAUUAUGAUAUGAUGCAAGGCGGCCGUAUGACCCCGGCAGCUAUGAGUGAAUACGACAUGGUUCCGCCCUCGAGACCUAUGAGUCAAUACUCCAUGCCCAUGUCCACCUUGAGCCAGUCAGCCAGCAAUACUCCACCUGGGUUCCCUAGAGACGCUGAAAUCAUUGCUGAAAUUAAAAACAUAUUAGCUACUGCUAAUCUGAUGAGCAUCACUAAAAAACAAGUUCGUGAACAACUCUCUGCUUUCUUUGGUUUUGACUUGAACCCUAAGAAAGAAUUCAUCAACACCUCCAUCGAAUACAUCCUCCAAGGACGUUUGUAAAUGACAAUUCAACACAAAAAACAAGCAUGGGUGACCCUGUCGCUGCCCACUAUCAAGCAAGUUAAAAUGAAAAAAAAAAGAACCAAAAACGUGCUAAACCUCAAUUACACAUUGCAUUACACCCUUUUUCCCAUUUCAAGUCAAAGUCACUUCCAAUAGAAAGAAAAACCCUCAAGUCAUCUACACUAUUUUGCCCUAUUCCUUCCCAGUUUAUUCCUUCUUAUAUUGUUAUUUUCCUCAUAUUCGUACAUAACGACAUUGACUGAUGAAUCGUAAAAAGUCAAAUCAAUAAAGCCGGAGUUGCGGUCAAUUUGGCAGAUCGGUUCCCCGACAAACAUCACUUUUUCUAAGAGG